AUGAACAGUCACUACGGGAUGCAGCUGGGUGCCAAUUCCUUCGGCGGGACACAGUACGGUGCCGGUCCGCCGGAUUUGGCCGCUCACUACAGCGACCCCGUCCGGCAGUCGGCAGCGGGAUGGUACGGCACGGCAGGCCCGGACCCGCGCUUCGCAAGUGAGUACUUUUCCAGAUUGAUGGGAGGCUCGGCAGCUGGAAUGGGAAGCGCUGCUGCGUUGUCCGCCUGCGGAGGUCCCGGAGGCCCCGGCUCCAUGCACCACCACGUUGGCGACUCCAAAUCGUCUUCAAUGUCAGCAGCUGUAUCCGCAUCCUCCGCCGCCGCGGCGGCCGCGGCUUGCGCUGCCGCGGCAGCUGCCGCAGGAAUGCAGUUCCCCUUGGCGCAGAGGCGAAAAAGGCGUGUACUCUUCACUCAAGCGCAAGUGUACGAGCUGGAGAGGCGGUUCAAGCAGCAGAAGUACCUGUCAGCGCCUGAAAGGGAGCACCUCGCGAGUCUUAUACACCUCACGCCUACACAGGUGAAGAUCUGGUUCCAGAACCACCGCUACAAAUGCAAACGGCAGGCCAAGGAAAAAGCAAUGGCCGAACAGCAACAGCACCACCCGUCGCAGUCUCAACACGUCUCCUCGCAGCCUCAAGGUGGGCAGCAGCACGGGUCUCAGGGGUCCCCUCGAAAGGUCGCCGUCCCAGUCCUGGUGAAGGACGGGAAACCCUGUUCGUCGGGAGACGAAGACGCUGCCGGCUCACCCUCUGUCGGAGACGUCAUGCUCGGCGGUUCAGGUCAUCAACGACAUCAUCAUCAUCAACAGUCGGGUGUUGGUAGUGGAGGCCCUGGAAGUUUGAGUCGCGCCUGCAGUUUAGCGGACGCGUCCCGGGCCAUGUCCCAAGCUGUGUGUAUGGCUCCGCAGAGUGGAAGUCCUCUAGGCCUAAAUGGCAUGACAGCGUACGGCCAGUCCAGCAGUGGACUCGACCUCAACGCCUCUGCAGCAGCUGCUGCCGCAGCUGCAGCAGCCGGCAGCGCCAUGCGCGAGGCGCCCCAGCAGUCGCACGGGCGGCCGCAAUCCUAUCACAUGUGCGAUGAAGUUCAACCCGAAUACAUCGAAGAAGAAGGAGAUGACGAAUCCAUCAGCGAGGGCGACGACGUCGUUCAUCCUUGUCUCGUCGAUGAAGAAGGUGGACUUCUGUGA
Molecule: messenger RNA, 1185 nt
Organism: Ornithodoros turicata
Lineage: Eukaryota; Metazoa; Arthropoda; Arachnida; Ixodida; Argasidae
Product: homeobox protein Nkx-2.1-like
Exons: 5
Coding region: 1-1185 (394 amino acids)
Biological process (GO): regulation of transcription by RNA polymerase II; cell differentiation
Cellular component (GO): nucleus
Molecular function (GO): DNA-binding transcription factor activity, RNA polymerase II-specific; RNA polymerase II cis-regulatory region sequence-specific DNA binding
Source: RefSeq, a predicted model, not a curated record